AUGACUUCGAAUAAAGUGAUGGUGGAACUUGUAGACAUCAUAGAUGUCGAAGUGAUAGACAUUGCGGACGAUGAUGUCGAAGUGAUAGACAUUGCGGACGAUGAUGUCGAAGUGAUAGACAUUGCGGACGAUGAUGAUGUCGAAAUGAUAGACAUUGCAGACGAUGAAAACGAAGUGAUAGAUAUUGUGGAUGGUGCAAAGAAUGUGAUAAACAUUGCGGAUAAUUAUCCGGAAAACUUUAAUGUUGUGGACAAUAUACAACAAAUGGACAAUGCCCAGAUAAUAGACGUUGUGAAUGACAUUAAUUUUGAGGAUAUAAUGGAUAAAGAGAGCGUAGCAUCGGAAGAUAGUAACUACAUUAGUGAUGAUUGCAGCGAGGACAGCGAGGAUUAUAUCGAUGUCGUUGAGAAACAUUUGACACCUGCGGAAGUGCGUGCCAUAACCGCAAGAUCGAAACAUUGCGGUAUAUACUUUUAUUACACCACGGGUGGUACAUAUUCAGUAUGUGCUGAAUGCAUUAUGCGAAUAGCGGACACCGAUUUCGGAAUAAUGCACGCUUUUAGUAAACAUAUUACUAAUGCGUUCGGUAGGCUGGAUGGAAAAUAUUGCUCAAAUUGUAGACAGUCCAUGUUUGUAAUGAUUCCCAGUAACUUGUGUCCGGUUUGCACAGUGUAA
Molecule: messenger RNA, 675 nt
Organism: Monomorium pharaonis (pharaoh ant)
Lineage: Eukaryota; Metazoa; Arthropoda; Insecta; Hymenoptera; Formicidae
Product: coiled-coil domain-containing protein 1-like
Exons: 1
Coding region: 1-675 (224 amino acids)
Source: RefSeq, a predicted model, not a curated record